Messenger RNA from Prunus armeniaca (apricot), 558 nucleotides. NCBI's taxonomy places the organism in Eukaryota, Viridiplantae, Streptophyta, Magnoliopsida, Rosales, Rosaceae. The record is from the annotation of a GenBank genome assembly.
AUGGACGGUGGAAGAGACAACAAAGACGAGUCUAAUGACAAAGGGCUAUUUUCACAACUUGCUGGAUAUGCUGCUGGACACUACCCACAGCAUGGAUCAUACCCUCCACAAGGAUAUGGAUAUCCUCCACAAGCACAUGGACCACCUGGGUACCCUCCACCUGGUGGCUAUCCUCCUCCGGGUGGGUACCCUCCUGCAGGCGGGUAUCCUCCAUCUGGAUAUCCUCCUCCUGGGGGAUAUCCACCAUCUGCCUAUCCUGCCCCUGGUGGAUAUCCACCAGCUGGAUAUCCACCAGCCGGAUAUCCACCUGCCGGAUAUCCAGGUUCAUCAUCUAAUCAUUCAGGGCAUGGACCUAAUAUGGGAGGGAUGCUAGCUGGGGGUGCUGCAGCUGCAGCUGUUGCUUAUGGGGCUCACCAUCUUGUGCACGGGGGUCACCACGGCCAUGGUUAUGGGGGUCACCACGGCUUUGGUCAUGGGAAGUUCAAACAUGGCAAAUUCAAGCAUGGGAAAUUUGGCAAGCGCUUUGGCUUUGGGGGCAAGUUCAAGAAAUGGAAGUGA